Scedosporium apiospermum is the source of this 3183-nucleotide messenger RNA. RefSeq lists its product as uncharacterized. Gene Ontology annotation, biological process: regulation of transcription by RNA polymerase II. The record is from RefSeq and is a predicted model, not a curated record. Bases 1 to 3183 code for a protein of 1060 amino acids. NCBI's taxonomy places the organism in Eukaryota, Fungi, Ascomycota, Sordariomycetes, Microascales, Microascaceae. The transcript is spliced from 5 exons.
AUGCUUCAUACUCAAGUCGUAACGCGGAUAGCGCGGUACCUUCCGCUUGCGAGAAGGGUCGCGGCUUUCGUUCUCUUGGUCCUCUUCUUUCAUUACUUCACGCACUCGGGAAAGCCAUACGCAGACGAAGUAAUCCUCCGGUUCAAGGAUUCCAAGGUGGUGUUUAUGGAACGCUUCAUGCAGAAUGACAUAAACGGCGGCUCUGACGGCUCGGCUCUCGAAGCGCUGUGCUCGAGCAAGAACUGGUAUCCAGAGAGAGUGUUCGGCUGUUAUGUCGCAGAGGGUGGGAUCGCCUCAGUUCGACAAUGGGAGCUCCAGUGUAUUCGCCUUGCAAUAGAGACAGGAGCAUCCACCCUCAUCCUUCCAAACAUCGUCAAACGCAAAGACCGCGACUACCGGCAUCAGAGACGAGCGCAUGCCCCUCCCACAGGCCUCCCCAUGGACUACAUGUUCGACUUCCAACAUCUCAGGGACACAUUGGAAGCCCAUUGUCCCCAGAUGAAAGCCUACGCUAGCAUUUCUGAUCUCCACGACGUGCCUAGCCUUCUUACGCCAAUAGAUUUCAAGACAAACGAUGUUUUCGGUGAAUGGGAGGAGAUGGCCAGAGUCUCCACCAUUCCUGCUCCUGCGCAUUGGAAGGCCAAGUUUGACAUUUACAUCGAGGCAAUACGAUCCACGAAAAGGCUGAACAGCAGACCACAGGGUGACCCUUAUCGCGUGCAGUUGAUGCCUUCAGGGAUGGGUUUCCCUGUUUACUCCGACAGUCCAGAAACUCGCCAUGAUAUCAGUGCUCUCCUGCGUUUCCGGCGCGACGCCCGACUCCUUGCCGGCGCAGCCCUCUUCAAACUAUCAGGGAAAUACGGCGCGAAUGUCGACCCGCGCUCUGGCCGCGAUGGGGACGGUUUUGCUGGAAUCCACCUCCGCAUCGACGCCGACGUGGAAGAUGAGCUAGGGAAAUCGAUCCCCGAGUUCGCCUACCAGGCAUCCGAAAGCGUCAAAUAUGUCACCGACACAGGACUCAAGAUAGCGUUUCUCGCGACCGGCGGGCCACGGGAGACGAUUACCGAAUUCGUGGAAGGAGCUCGAGAGUUCAACCUUACAGUCGUAACGAAAGAAAUGCUACUAGAAGGCGGCGAUCUAGAGCAGCUCCGGAAGCUCACAUACGACCAACAAGCCAUCGUGGACUAUGAGAUUAUGAAGCACGCGACGAAAAUGGUGGGAUUGGGCAUGAGCAAGUUCUCAGGCGACCUCGCCAUUGCGAGGGCGGAAGCGUAUGGCAGAAAGCCUAUCUUGAAGGUCCCCGAGCCCGAGGAUACGAUGAUGUGGAAGGACGAGCACACGACACUAUUCUGGCAUCAAUUGAUAAGAGUGCCCGAAACAUUCCCGUUUGGCGCACCCAUUGCAGCUCUGCAACCCUUCAGGUACCCCGCCAUGGCAGCAAAAACUAAGUACAUCACGAUCUCCAACUUCAAGGAAGAGCUCACGGGAUGGAGUCCCGACUCCCCAAACCAGCUCUACGCCAUUGUUGACAUGGGAAGCAAUGGCAUCCGCUUCACCAUCACAGAUCUCACCCCGCCAUUCACCCGCCUCCUAAAAUGCAUCUACCGCGAACGUGCAGGCAUCUCCCUCUUUGACGCCCUCUCAUCCUCUGCACCACCCUCAUCAACAGACCUAAACUUCCCCCAAGCGACAAUCACCCUAGUCUCGGAAACCCUCGCGCGCUUCCGGCGCAUCGCCGACGCGCAUGGCGUAGCGCCGGAGAACUUCUCCGUUCUCGCCACAGAAGCCAUGCGUCGAGCUUCCAACGCCUCGGCGAUGCUCGAUGCUAUCCAUGAGCAUGCCGGCGUAGGCGUGCACGUCCUGGCUCCCGAGAUCGAGACUCUCUUCGGAGCCAUCAUGGGUUCUCGGAGCUCCUUCGUCAACAUCGAUCGCGGUGGGUUGUUUCUGGAUCUAGGUGGUGGGUCGGUGCAGAUGGCCUGGGCAGACACGCGGUUGCCCGAAUAUGAGGUCAAGGCUGCGCUGGCGGGUGUGUCGUUGCCAUUUGGGGCCGCGAGGUUUAUUCACGUGCUCCAGGGGGACGCUAAAGUUGCUGCCACUCAAAAGGAAGUGUUACGCUCGGGAAUGCGCUCUGCUUUUGCUAUUCUUUGCGAAAAGUUCCCGUCUCUGAAAGAGUGUUUGGCUGCCGGCCAGGGCCUCGAUGUUUACCUGUGCGGCGGAGGUUUCCGGGGCUAUGGCUCGAUGUUGAUGCACAACGAUCCCGUGCAACCUUAUCCCAUCCCGUCUGUCGGAGAGUAUACCGUCCCCGGAAGUUUCUUUUCACAGACCAGGCGUAUGCAGGAAGUCAACGAAGAGUUCGGCGGCAAGAUCUUCGCCAUGUCGAAGCGUCGGAGGAGCCAGUUCCCCGCCGUCCUGGAGGUCCUCGAGGCUUUCAUCGCCGCGGUUCCGGCUAUCCGCACGGCGACCUUUUGUACGGGUUCCAACAGAGAUGGAGCUCUGCUUAUGAAACUUCCGCGCGAGCUCCGAGAGUCUAACCCGUUGGAGGCACUCGCGAACGUAUCGCCGGCUGACAAACCCGUAAUCGAUGCCGCCACUGCCGUCUUGAGAGAUGCGCUACCAAAGGACCAGGACCUCUCAUCAGUGCCAACCAUCUUCUCACUUGGCCUUGUGCCCCUGUUCGUGCAGAGGAUUUGGUACCGUCUUGGAGAAGAUGUCUAUACCAACGCUGCAUACGUGCUGCAUGAGGCCGUGACAAGAGAUCCUAAGGCGGCCGGACUGACGCAUCUCGCUAGAGCGGUUCUGGGAAUGACGGCAACGGCGAGGUGGGGAUCGAGUCUUGGACCGAUCGAUGCGCAGUUGUACACGGGUUUGAAAGGUCUUCUGGAUGCGGCGAAUAAGACUUCCGGUUUUUGGGCUGAGUACCUUGGGGUGGUGGCGAAUAUCUUGGGAAUCGUCAUCCCAUUCAAGCCCAAAAAGGCCGAGGAUAUCACAAACGCUAUCAAAAUCUCUGCAUCACUGGAUAACGGCAAGAAGAAGGACAAGAUUAAACUCAAGCUCCAGAUUGCCCCCUAUGCGUUGCAGGGCGUGGAUACGACAGUUCUUGAGAAGGUGGUUGAAGAUAUCGGAAAGCAAAGAGGAAAGAAGAGCGAUAUCAAAGUCCGCGUCGAGAUAUCUAAGCUUCAGUAA